Molecule: messenger RNA, 1737 nt
Organism: Chelonus insularis
Lineage: Eukaryota; Metazoa; Arthropoda; Insecta; Hymenoptera; Braconidae
Exons: 6
Coding region: 54-1331 (425 amino acids)
Source: RefSeq, a predicted model, not a curated record
AAGACAUUCGUAGUUAUUAAAGAGUCAGACGAUAGCAGAAAUAUUCUUAAAAAAUGGAGAGAAUGACCAUCUUUUUGAUUGUGGGAAUUAUUGUGUUAAAUAUUCAGGUGAAUUCAGUUGCUGGAGAAGAAGACAAAUUUAUUAUUGAACCAUAUGGGCCAGAAAAAAAUUAUACAUCAGUGAAGCUUGCUAAUUCAAGAGAUAAUACUCAAGGUCGAACGUUUGAUUGCUUCAACUUUAUGUCUUCGGUGAGGAUAAAUGAAUGGAAUUUAGUUGAACGUGGUAGGAAAUGUAGAGGACGUUGUGUGGUGUAUAGGAAUCAAACAUUUUUUCACAGAAAUGAAUCAAAAAGUGCAGUAAACGUGACUGAUUAUUGCCCUGGACGUUUACGGCAAUGUAAAAUAUAUAAGGAACCUGAAUACUCUCAGACUACGAUUGAGCUCAAAAGAACUUUUUCAUUAACUCCGAAUAAUGAAGAAGAGAGGUAUGAUGCUUGGUUGGAGUAUAUGAAAUCUUUAUGUGCUACAUGCAAAUGCUAUUGUGAUAAUUCCUACAAUGAAAACAAGACCAGCUCAAUUUGUCUAGACAGGGUAUCAUCGAACACUGGAGAAGGAUAUAUAAUCAGUGGUGUUCGAUUAAUAGUGAAAGAUAAAAUAAUGAAAAUUCAAUACCAACAAGCUAAAUUGAGUGCAGACGGAUUCAUUGAUCAGACUAGUGGCUGGUUAGAAAAUCCAGGAUGUACUAAUGUAAGUAAAAUGAGUUAUGGUCACAUAUCUUUACAAAUAGAUGACAUAUUGCUGCCUUUGAAAUCUGUAGUUACAGGUCUGUCUUUUGCUAAAGAUGCGAAUUUUCGAAGAUUUUAUUUAGUAGUUUAUGGAAAGGAUAUGGAAAAUAUUACAAAUAAAUCUGUUAAUUCGACAAAAUACUUCAAGCCAGUUACACAGAGAAUAAAUUUAAUGACGUCUGACAUGGAGCUUCCUACAACUGCUCCAAUAGCCAAUGUCACGGAAUUAAGUGAACCAGAUAAAUAUUAUGUGACUUUUCAACCAGUUGUAGUGACCAAUGAUGAGAGUGAGAUUGAUGAACAGCUCAUGCCAUUUCUGGAUAUUCGAAAACUUUCUAUUCCUGAUGAAUUAAUGAAACCGUUAAAUGGUCUAGGAAUUUACUGGAGAAGCUUCGAUGGAUAUGGAGGAUAUGUUGCUUUUAAACUUAUUAUAGCUGAUAGUCCGAAGAAUAUUAAACAGCAUUUAAGACAAUUACAAAUGCUAGGUCAUAAACCUCCUCGUUCAGGAAAAACAAAUUCUCCUUAUGGUUAUUCAAAUUUUAGAUAAACUCAUUAAUUUCAACUUUUAGUGGUAAAAUAAUUUUCACAUGUUUCGUUUACUUUUAACAUAAAUUUAAGUAGCUUCUGGUAAACUCAUUAUGAUGACUCAUUUAUUUAUUUUUUUUUUGCAUAGAAAAGAGAAAAUUUUCGUUGUCAAUAUGACUUAUAAUAAUCAUAAAGUUAAAUAACAGAGAUUGCAAAUAAGAAAUUUGCUGAUAUUCAUUUUGAAAUGUUUUAACAUGUACAACUCACUUAAACUGUCUGAGACACUCGUCGUGUUUUUUGCGAUGAUCUAAUCAUACUUAAAUGUAAGUAUUAUUCCAUCAGGUCUGCAUUUGAUUCCACAAUAAAUAGAACAAAAAGAAAUAUCAAUUGUUGAAGAGAAAUUAAAUAAAUGUUACAAGUUCCAAUGA